AUUGAGCCAAGUUGCGGGGUCUGAGGGGAAGGCAGCUGAACACUGUCACGUGACCCAAACCGGCCGACCGCCUGCGAGCCAAUCCGAUGGGCAAGUAAUAUGACAUCACACCGCGCGGGACCUGAUUCACCUCGACCAACUCUCAAAACGGUCGCGCGCUGCCAGCCUCAAGUCCCGCCUUCCUCCCCCGCCACCGACUGUAGGCAACUUGCGAUUGGACGGGGAGAGCCGUCAAUCGCGUGACGCGGCACCGGUCUCGGCGAUCCAUUCAAGGAAGCGUGAGCGAUGAGUGCUGGAAGCAACGGGAGCUUCGAUAUCGAUACCCAGAAAAAAAUUUUAGUGGAAAUGGAACCUUUACCAGAUGCACAAAAACUAGCUACAGAAGUUGAAAACAUUCUUGUUAAUUAUUACAACAUUGGAAAUGAGGAGUGGAGAAUUGCAAAGAAAGUGAAGGAUGUAACUAUUUGGAGGAAACCCUCGGAAGAAUUUGGGGGAUUUCUCUACAAAACUCAAGGAAUGGUGAAAGAGGCUCCCAACAGAAUAGUGAAUUUCAUUCGACCUGGCCCAUGUAGAUUAGACUGGGACAGUCUGAUGACCUCUUUGGACAUAGUUGGGGAAUUUGAACAGCAGGGUUGUUGUUUGAUGCAUUACACUACAGCAGGACAAUUAUGGAAUAUGAUCGCCCCAAGAGAAUUCAUUGACUUCUCCUAUACCACAGAUUACCAGGAUGGGCUGCUGACUUGUGGAGUCAGUGUUGAAUAUGGGGAGAAACAAGAGAAGUUUGUUCGUGGAUUUAAUCACCCAUGUGGAUGGUUUUGUAUUCCUCUGAAGAGUGACUCUGACCACAGCCUCUUAACUGGUUUCAUUCAGACUGACUUACGUGGAAUGCUGCCACAAACAUUGGUGGAUUCUGCAAUGGGAAGUUCAUUAGUCAAUUUCUAUAAUGACCUCCGGAAAGCUUUAAAAACUUAAGCUUUACUUCAGAUUUUAAAAAUGCUUAUUUUCUAAUUAAUUAUGCAAUCAUCCUACUGUGUUAUAGAGCUCAGGUUGGUAUUAAGUGCAAUAUUUGUUGGCAAUGGCCGGUCUUACUCUGAUUCCUCAUUUAAUGUUCUAGUUGUAUGUACAAAUAAAAUAUUACAACUUCAAUAUAGCUAUUAGAAAAAUUUACGGGUAAUAGAUUUUAAUUUUAAAUUUGAUACACUGCAUUCAGAUUUCAUAAUCUGUUCAAAAAUUUAACCAUGGUAGUUCAACAAAUCAGGAAGAUUUGUUUAGACUUCAGAUUGAAGACUGAAUGUUUCCAUGAGGUACAGUUCUGGAACAUUUAUAAAAAUGGCACAAUAUGGUUUCAUUUGGAGCCAUGGCAGCGUAUUUUUAAUGAAUGGACCAUGUCUUGCAAAUUCCAUGUGUAAAUAUAAUUCCCAUACAUUUGGUGAAAAUGUACAUAUAAACACUGUACAAUUUCUGGAAUUGUAUGUAAAGCAUUGACUUAACUAGCUGAUUUCCCUGAUGGCUUUAAGCUUUUAAACCAGAUUCACUCCUUGAAGAGGUGGGGUUUUGGAUUCUGGCACGCAGUCAGAAAGAAGUUUGGGUAUCCUACUUUGAAAUUGUAGGAGAGGAUACCCAAGGAAAGAAAUGGAUCACUGGCAAACCCCACCUCCAUCAAAUACUCAGCUUAGAAAACAUCUGCAAAAUGGUGAGAAAUCUGAUCCAUUGGUAUCGGUGUUAAAUUAAUUUCUUUUAUCUGUGGCAGACUCUUCAUUAUGACUGGGAAUACAUAAGUGGAGGUGUUCUUUUUUCAAAGUUCAAGUUUAAAGUAAAUUUAUUAUCAAAGUACAUACCGUAUGUGUCACCAUAUGCAAUCCUGAAAUUCUUUGUCUUGUGAGUAUACUCAGUAAGUCCAAUAACCAUAGUAGAAUCAAUGAAAAACUGCACCGCUGAAAUGGCAAACUGUGUAAGUAUAAAAGAAAUAAUAAAUAAAUAAUAAAGAUCAAGAAUAUGAGAUUGAGUCUUUGAAAGUGAGUCCAUAGGUUGUGAGAACAGUGCAGUGCUGGGGCAAGUGAAGUUAUCCCCUCUGGUUCAAGAGUGUGAUGGUUGAAGGGUAAUAACUGUUCUUGAACCUGCUGGUAUGAGCCUUGAUACUCCUGUACCAUCUUCUGAUGGCAGCAUCGGGGAGAGAGCGUAGCCUGAGUGGUGGUAUUCUCGAUGAUGGAUGCUGCUUUCCUGUGACAGUGCUCUGUGUAGAUGUGCUCAAUGGCGGGUAGGGCUCUACCAUGUGGCUUGGGCCGUAUCCACUACUUUUUGUAGAUUUUUCUGUUCAAGGACAUUGGUGA
Molecule: messenger RNA, 2330 nt
Organism: Mobula hypostoma (lesser devil ray)
Lineage: Eukaryota; Metazoa; Chordata; Chondrichthyes; Myliobatiformes; Myliobatidae
Gene: stard4
Product: StAR related lipid transfer domain containing 4
Exons: 6
Coding region: 286-972 (228 amino acids)
Biological process (GO): intracellular cholesterol transport; cholesterol transport involved in cholesterol storage; cholesterol import
Cellular component (GO): endoplasmic reticulum; cytosol
Molecular function (GO): cholesterol transfer activity; cholesterol binding
Source: RefSeq, a predicted model, not a curated record